Messenger RNA from Mizuhopecten yessoensis (Yesso scallop), 2253 nucleotides. RefSeq lists its product as uncharacterized. The transcript is spliced from 11 exons. Bases 74 to 859 code for a protein of 261 amino acids. The record is from RefSeq and is a predicted model, not a curated record. Lineage: Eukaryota; Metazoa; Mollusca; Bivalvia; Pectinida; Pectinidae.
UAUUUCCACUAGCUUCAGACAAAACAACGAACUUAGAUCUUAUUCCGUGCUAUAUGAAACAGAGAGGACUUGCAUGAUAAACAUGCGGAGGAGAAUUAUUUACGGAAUGUUUUGGUACCUUUUGAUGACAAUUGGUGUCGCAUCGAUUUCGCCUCAGGCAGAAGGAUCAAACACGUGUGUAUUUAUUUCAAAUCACCAAUGGAUAGAAAGUCAAGCCCAUCAGAAAUUGCACGCUAUGAAUUCGACCCAGUGCACGACGUCAGAUAUUUCGUUGCCGGUAGCCACUUGCGAAUCGGCAAAGAAUGGUCAUGUAUUUGGGAAACUAGAGUGCUUCUGUGCCGGCAAUGACCAGUUCAUGCAAUGCAACCGCACACAGGUUCCGCUUUGUUGCAAAUAUGAUAAUGUAGUUUGUCUUAAUGGUGGAAAACUCAAGAAAACGGAAUCGGACUGUAACGCUAAACCAAAGCCUAUAUACAAGUGCGAAUGCCCACCAGUACUGGAUGGAGGGGGUUACUAUCAGGGAGAACGGUGCGAAAAUAUUCCUGUAAUUAGGGAGUGCGUAUAUAAGGACAGCGUCAACGUCAACGACAAUCUAAACAGCUGUGAUUUUGAAGAUGACGUCAAUCGCACGUGCAUCCACAGCUCCAUUGACACAGUCUAUGAGUGCGGACCCGCACGCCAAAACGUCGAUGGAAUGAAAUACAAGAAGUGUGAACGACGAUACAACAGCAUAAAGGCACCCUCGUAUGUGUGUGGUACACCCGAGUGUAAUUCAGGCGAAAACACAGGUUACCUAACAGCUCUAGUGAGUGUGUCAUUCUUUUGCAGUGUGGCCUUUAAAAAAUUGGGUUCAUGGUAAUUUGCUAUCACCGUUCACGGAACAAAAAUCAUUCCAGAUCUCAGAGGCGUUUACAAGACAAUUAUUUCCAAGAGGAGGAGAACGGUGUUGACGACAAGAUAGAUGAAGACAGUGAAACGGAUGUUGAAGAGGUGAAUCAAGAGCGGAAACCAUUUCUUAGUCGUUCAAAAAGUACGCCAUAAAAUAUGUUUUCAUAUACGCGUUCUUGGAAGACGGUGCUAGAUGACAUUUGUCUGUUUUUGGUCUGGCAUCUAAAGCAAAGUUGGAAUCGGAAUUAAUUCUCGAGGUUUGAUUUUAUGAAACAGCGGUAGAGUAGAACAAACAUAAAAAUCAAAUGUAAUGCUUUGAAUUAUGAUUCUUAAAAACAGACAGUUUGACACUGAACUGAAAUAUAAAAAUAUUCAAUAAUGGACAGAGAAAAAAAACUAGCAUUUUCAAGGCAUUUUUUUACUUUCGUGAAAAGAAUGAAAGAUCGUUAUAGUUCAGACGCCCGGGAGAUGCAUAUUCCCACCACUUUGUAUGGCAUUAAAUGCUAAGCAUUAACAUUGGUACGGGGGCAUUUCUUCCUCUGUGACAGUAUGUAUAUUGAUUUAGCCUUCUAAUGGGAUAAACAAACUAAAGGAAGUCCAGUAAUACGUACUUAACUCCCUGUGUACCAUGAUACAAUAUCAAAACUGCUGUUUAGAGUACUUAUUCAAGGAAAUUGAUGGCUCCUUGGCUGAUCGUCAUCUUCUUUUAAGCAUCAGCGCGUGUGCCAUGGUGCUAGUGUCGAGUGUAGAAUUUGUUAAUGACUAUGCAAGGACCAGUGCGUGGAUUGGACUGUUACAGUUUCUUAAUAUUCAUCUUCAACCUAGUAUCAACACGUGUUGUUCUGUUGUUCUGUGAGGGCGCAUUCGUCUUCAUUCAAAAUCGAUUGGUAUAUGUGCAUCAUUUAGGUUGAUAGGUCAGUGAGGACACCUUCAUCUUUAUUCAAGAAUCGUGGAUCAUUUACAAUCCAGUAUCGGUCGGUACAUCAUAUACGUAGUUAGUUCAGAGGGGGUACCUUCAUUUUUAAUCCAACAUCGGUUUAAAUAUGUUUAAAUGUGUUCGGCCCAUUUUGAGCCAAGUUGCCUUCUAUUACAUGAUUGAAAAAGUCUAGUUUUAAUAUCAAAAUAUGAUUUGUUUAAUUGUUGAUGAAUAACUUAGGAUUAUAAAAAUAAAAUACAAUGAUUGUUUUUUUCUUUUAAUAUUGUAUAAAUUUAUAAUAUCUAAAUAAUGUCACUGAAUAAGAACCUUUUGACUGUAUAUACGGCAGUAAACAAGCCCUCACAUAAGUGAUGAUACAAUCCUUUUUUUGCCCAGUGUUAAAGAGAUAUGGCGGGUUGCUAUGCCUAUUUACCCAAGGCUAUGUUACG